Molecule: messenger RNA, 7924 nt
Organism: Plectropomus leopardus (leopard coralgrouper)
Lineage: Eukaryota; Metazoa; Chordata; Actinopteri; Perciformes; Serranidae
Gene: magi3b
Product: membrane associated guanylate kinase, WW and PDZ domain containing 3b
Biological process (GO): signal transduction
Cellular component (GO): cytoplasm; cell-cell junction
Molecular function (GO): protein binding
Source: RefSeq, a predicted model, not a curated record
CGCUCGUAGUGUCUCUCAGCACAGUCACCAUGGGCUGGAUCUCACCCGCAUAAACCGCCAAACGGUGCUCGCUGCCGCUCGUCUUCUAUUUUCAGCCUGCCCACAGGUAUAUGAGGGAUUUCUCGUUGACGCACUACAUUUCAGCGACAGACGGUCUACCGCCGUGCGAGUAAAAUACACUCUGUUUACAUUUAGUUUGGACUGCUCGGCGUCGGGAGGCGACACGAGGCGAAGCGAGGCGCGGACGUGGUUUCAGAGUGGCCAUGGAGAGCGUGAAAUCCCCUUUUUAACAACCUCGCCGCUAUCAACUCUCCUGUUUUACGCACAAGGAGCGUUUGGAAUUAUUGCAACCCAGGGUAGCUGUGCGCACAAACCCGUGGCAUGACAGACCUGCGCGGGGGUGAAAAUCAUCCUCCUAAAUGUCAAGAAGAUGAAAUCUCCAGCAGCAGGUCGGGAGAAUAACUCAGGAGGGUUUAUUAGGCCGCGUCACUUCGCGUUCAUUUAACAACAGCAAACCGAGGCGACUGUAACCAGUUUUCAAAAUAAAAAAAGGGAGUAACCAUGUCCAGGACACUGAAGAAGAAGAAACACUGGUCCAGUAAAGUGGUGGAGUGCGCGGUGUCAUGGGGGAACCUGGGGGACUUUGGCUCCGUGGUGGAGGUCCUCGGGGGAGCAGAGCUGGGACAGUUCCCGUACCUGGGCCAGAUGAAGCUGGACGUGCUGGUGUGCCACGUCGGGAAGCUGCCCUACUACGGGGACGUUUUGCUGGAGGUGAACGGGACGCCCGUGAGUGGACUUACAAACCGCGACACCCUGGCCGUCAUCCGCCACUUUCGGGAGCCGAUUCGCUUGAAGACCGUCAAACCAGGUAAAGUAUUGAACACGGACCUGCGCCACUACCUCAGUCUGCAGUUUCAGAAGGGCUCGCUGGACCACAAGCUCCAACAGAUUAUACGCGACAACCUCUACCUACGCACCAUCCCCUGCACCACACGGCUUCCUCGCGACGGGGAGGUUCCCGGUGUGGACUACAACUUCAUCAGUGUAGGAGACUUCAGGAUCCUGGAGGAGAGUGGACUUCUCCUGGAGAGUGGGACCUAUGACGGUAACUACUAUGGGACUCCGAAGCCUCCAGCGGAGCCCAACCUGGUGCAGCCUGACCUGGUGGACCAAGUUCUGUUUGAUGAAGACUACGGCGGCGAGGUCCCCAGGAAACGCACCACCUCUGUCAGUAAGAUGGACAGGAAGGACAGCGCAGUCCCUGAGGAGGAAGAUGAUGAUGAGAGGCCACCGCUGGUCAAUGGAUUGCCCGAGCACAAAGAGGGGGCAGACUGGAGGAAAGCGGUGCCCAGCUACACCCAGUCCAGCAGCACCAUUGACUUCCGCACAUGGAGCUCUCUUCCCCGCGAUGACAGCCUGGAGCCGCUGCCUCUUAACUGGGAGAUGGCUUACACUGAGACUGGCAUGGUCUACUUCAUCGAUCACAAUACCAAGACGACCACGUGGUUGGACCCCCGCUUGGCGAAGAAGGCGAAGCCCCCUGAGAAGUGUGAAGAUGGAGAGUUACCUUACGGCUGGGAGGAAAUUGACGACCCACAGUACGGCACAUACUACGUCGACCACAUCAACCAGAAAACCCAGUUUGAGAACCCGGUCCUGGAGGCAAAGAAGAAGCUGAGCCAGGAGACGGCUGCGAUCCAACAAGCCGCAGCAGCACCUUCCCAAGGUAAAGGAGGUGCGUUUGGCUUCACUUCAGACCCCAGCGAACUGAAGGGUGAGAUGUACCACACAGCACUGAAGAAGAGCGCCCAGGGAUUUGGAUUCACCAUCAUCGGAGGCGACCGCACGGAUGAGUUUCUGCAGGUGAAAAACGUGCUCAGCGACGGCCCUGCUGCCCACGACAACAAGAUGGCGUCUGGUGAUGUGAUUGUUGAGAUUAAUGGGAUGUCUGUGCUGGGGAAAACCCAUCCAGAGGUGGUGCAGAUGUUCCAGUCCAUUCCCAUCAACCAGUAUGUGGACAUGGUUCUCUGCCGAGGCUACCCGCUCCCUCCAGAUGUGGAUCUAGACAGCGACGACCCUCUCCCGCCUCCUCCUCCGCCACCGGCCACCCAGCCUCCGCAGGCUCUGCACGGCGGAGAGGUUGUGACAGCCGUGCCCCUCAUCAACGGGCAGCCGCUGCUCGUGAAAGGCGACGUCCUGCACGGCUCCUCUCAGGAGCUCCACUACGUCACUACGGAUGCCAGCGGCCGGCCUGUCGUGGCGGCUUUGCCCAAUGGGAGGCAGGGGGAGCGAGGAGAGGUGGCUGCAGGGAUGCUGCAGCCAGAGCUGGUGAGCGUGCCGCUGGUCAAGGGACCUGGAGGAUUCGGGUUUGCCAUUGCUGACUGCCCGCUGGGCCAGAAGGUGAAGAUGAUCCUGGAUGCUCAGUGGUGCCGUGGCCUACAGAAAGGAGAUGUCAUUAAGGAGAUAAACAGGCAAAAUGUCCAAACGCUGAGCCAUGCCCAGGUGGUGGACAUCCUCAAAGACUUACCAGUGGGCAGCGAGGUCAACGUGCUGGUGCUGAGAGGAGGUCAAACUUCCCCUGUGAAGAGUCUAAAGCCUAGACAGGAAAUGACGGCCAGCACGGAGACUCUUGACGGUAUCGUAGAUUCGACCCCCCAGGCCCUGCCUUACCACUCCAACACGAGCACCCUGCGCUCCGCCGACUCCCCCAAACGAGACGUCACAGAGAUGUACCUGAAGUCCAAAGCCCUGCUGGAGAGCAGACAGCCUUACACCAAAGAUAUCGAUGUUUUUCUAAAGAGAGACAUCGAAACAGGCUUUGGCUUCCGUGUUCUGGGAGGAGAGGGUCCACAGCAGCCAAAUGUGUUCCCUCAGGUGUACAUUGGGGCCAUCGUGCCCAACGGAGCUGCAGAGAAAGACGGUCGUCUGAGAGCGGGAGAUGAGCUCAUUGGCAUCGACGGUGUGAUGGUGAAAGGUCGUUCGCACAAGCAGGUGCUGGAUCUGAUGACCAACGCUGCCCGCAACGGUCAAGUUAUGUUGACUGUGCGCAGGAAGGUCAUCUACAGAGAUGCGACAGAGGAAGAGGUUCAGGAAAUGGCUCCAGUGCUGGUGAACGGGUCCCCCAAGCUACCUCGCCUACCGAUGCCCAGCGCUCUGGACCACGAGUCUUUUGACAUCACGCUCCACCGCAAAGACUCGGAGGGCUUCGGCUUUGUCAUCCUCACCUCCAAGAGUAAACCGCCGCAUGGAGUUAUUCCCCACAAAAUUGGCCGAAUCAUUGAAGGCAGUCCGACCGACCGCUGCGGCCUCCUGCACGUUGGAGAUCGUAUCUCAGCGGUCAAUGGGCGCUCCAUCAUUGAGCUCUCUCACAAUGACAUUGUUCAGCUGAUCAAGGAAGCCGGCAACGUUGUCACCCUCACUGUGGUUCCUGAGGACGAAUACAAAGGCCCUCCAUCUGGAGCAAGUUCAGCUAAACAGAGUCCAGCUCUUCAGCACAGAGCCGUGGGUCAAAGGUCAGCGCUACAGGACGAACGUUAUAACCUGGACAUUGAAGAGAAAAGGGAGGGAGUCAACUGGUCCGACCACAAAACUCUUCCGCUUAGUGAGCAGGGAACACUGUGUGUGACCGGACCCAACCAGGGUUGUCUGACAGUGGAGCUGGAGAGGGGUCCCAGGGGUUUUGGUUUUAGUCUGCGAGGGGGAACGGAGUACAACAUGGGUCUGUACAUCCUGAGACUGGCUGAGGAUGGACCAGCUCAGCUGGACGGAAGAAUUCAUGUUGGAGAUGAGAUAGUGGAGAUUAACGGGGAGGCAGCACGUGGAAUUUCCCACACACGGGCUAUUGAACUGAUCCAGGCUGGAGGAAACAAAGUGGUACUGCUGCUGAGACCUGGGGCGGGCCUGGCUCAAGAUGGCAGUCAACAUGAUCAAAAACUCAUUUCACCCGCAAGCUAUUCCUCAGAGGUGUUUUUCUCUGACACAUCACCCCUGUCCUCUCCAUAUCCCACCGGGGCUUCCACCUUUGUUUCCUCUCCCUUCUCCGGCAAACUGAGACAUUCCCACAGCUGGAGCAGCAUCUCCCCGCAAGGCCUCAAGCCCCGCGCCAGCAGGGGUUUAAGCUCAGUGGAGGAGAUCAGUGAGUGGGCAGACAAAGAGGUAGGAAGGCUCUCUCCCACCUCCCCUGAGCAUAUGAAGUUCUACAAGAGGACCAGGCCCCCAAAGGACUCCAGAGAGCUAAGUAGCCCAAAGAAAACAGGGGAGACAUUUCUUAAAGCCAAAGAGCAACAUCACGGUCCCAAAAAGACGGAGAGUCAGGCGCAAGAAGAAAUACCAAGCAGGAACAGGAUGGCAAAAACACGAUCCACAAGCCCUAGGAAGUCUUCUCAAGCUGGGCAGCAAGUGGCUCCGACCCUGCAGCGUGCAGAGCAUCAACAAGGCCCUCAGAGGAGAUUAAAAGACUCUUCCAGCAGAGAGAGCUUGGAUCAUGAAAAGAAAAAUGGCAAAGGGGGGAAUCUCGAGAUCAGAGGAUGCUCGCAAACGCGGGAGAUAGAAGGGAGAGGAGAAAGGACAAGGCCCGGCCGCGAGGAAGCAAGUUUCAAAAGGAGGGUGGGAAGAGAAUCUCACCACCACAGGACGUCUCCACAUCCAGUCAAAGAGGGCGAGAAAAGUACAGGUAAAGACUCAGGGCAGAGAGAUGCUAAUGCAAAGUCUAAAUCCUCAGAAGACAGGAAUACAAGCAAAGAAACCGUCAACAAAAGAGAUUCACUGCAAUCUUUUAAAGAUUUGUGGAGCAGGAAAGCUUCUGUAGUUUCACCGAGAGAGGCGAAAGGAAGAGAAGACACAUUUUCCAAAGAAGUCGGUAGUAAGGAAGACUUUGUGGCCUCUAUAAACAGUUCUCCAGGGACGCCGCAGAGCCCAAAGGGACCUAUUAGCCCUGGCCCUUGGAAAGUGCCCAGCUCAGCCAAAAUCCUCUCCCAGGCAGAGGUCCUUCGUGACCCUUUGUGAUAGAAUAUUGAAUCAAAUCUCAGACUUGAGAAUAUUUAACAGCACCCUCAGCGGAUUGUUUUUCUGAGUUCUUCCAUAAAACAGAGACAUGGUGCCACUUUUAUUACCUUCAGACCAUGUCCAGAUUUGUCUUUCGACUCUGUCUUUUUCGGGAGUCCUGUGAAAUCACUUGUUGGCAUGUAGCAGCUCCCCUUCCGCCUUGACCGCUGCUUCAGCAUCUUCGAUGUGGGACUUAAGCAUGUGCGGCAUGCUCGGGGCCUCACCAGACGAGACAUUUUGAAAUGUGAAUAUGUGCCAAUCCUGGGAGCCUCCUGUGGAACGACGACCACCAACAGCGCUUCACCCAUUACAAUGCAAUGACCCAUAUGCAAAGAAAGGCCUCUCGCCUGUAGUAUACACCAAGUGUGACUGUCAUCGAGGGUUUCGUUUAGCUCUCGGCCUCAUUGUGGGAUAUUUUGACUGUCUUUUUCUUACUCGUUUGCUCAACUGCAUGCAGUCGGUCCUUCUGUUUGUUUUACUGCACGUGUUCUGCACAUCACUGAGGAUGAUCCUGUUUCUUGUUUAUAAUUCUCAUUCUCAACACCAGGCAGAUUUCUAACAAAAUCCAGCAAGCGUUCACUUUACCGGGGACUCUAGACUGUUCUAUGAUUAUAGACAUGGCUCUCCUCCAUACAAACACUAUCACUGAAAAGACCAGAAACUUGUGGUUUGAGAUCUUGUUUACCAUGUGUACGAUAACCAACCAGUGUGCAAUUUAUUGAGACGAUAGAUUAAUAUGUGUAUAUGUAGCCGUACCAAGUCAUUCCACAUUUUGAUAUAGACUUCAAAGAUUUGUCCCAUGUCAUUUGAGCUUUCACCUUCCCUCUGAUGUACUUCAGUGGUAGGAAUAACCAUGGAAUCUUGUAGUUCAUGAAAUGUAUAGGUAACGUGCAAACCGCUGUACCAAAUGUUUGCAAUCGCUCAAAACGUGUCUCAUUGUGAAAUAUAAUAUAUAUAUUUGAAUGUGUCAUGUUUUGCAGAUUAUAACUUUUAAAUAUCUAUUGAAUUUCAUUGCACUGCAUCUGCCCUUGUAGCAUAACAGACUGACCAUGAGUUGUAUUUAAUUUGUGAUGUUGACUUGCUACCAAUGCCAUUUUAUUAUUAUUAUUAUCGUUAUCAUUUUAUAAAGCUAUUUCAUUUUUUCUAAAAAAAAAAAAAAAUUAUAUCACUGUUUAAGGCCAAAAUGGCAAUUUAUAUAAUAAUGUGCAAGUUCUGAGUCAUGUCCCUGAUGGUUUUACCUUUGCCUACUGAGAAAAGAAAAACGAGGGGUUUUAAUGUAUAUGUCGAUCCUGCUGUAUAAUUAUCUGCCAGGGUAGCGUGAAGGAUAAUGGAUCUUAGAGAAUGAUGUGGUGGGUUACAGAGAUAUUGAACAUGCUGCUGAUGUAAGACAGGUAUACAAAUAUCCCACCUUCUUACAUAUUUUAAGGGUUGUCAAGCUGAUAGCUGUAAGAUAAACUGUUGGUUCCUAACAUGGGGCCAAUCAAUUUGAUCUCACUCCCAACUAGUCAAAUACUUGGUCAGUGGUUCUCAGCGUCAGAGAGGCGGUAUGAGAUGCAUCGUGUGGCAGCAUUUUUUUUUUUGUUUUGUUUUGUCAUAGGUUUUUUUUAGGGGGGAUGGGGGUUAAGUCUUUAUUGAUAGUGCAUCUAGAGAAUGACAGGAAAAGGGGAGGAGAAAGAGGAUGACAUGCCGUAAAGGCUGCACAUCGGAUACAAACCUGAGCUGUUGCCAGGGGCUCAUCUUUUAUGGGGCUCAUGCUCUACCAAGUGAGCGAGGACUCUCCCCACUGAUCUCACCGCUGAUCAUCUGCAAAAAAACAAGUGCUCAUAAUAAUAGGCUCCAUGUCCGUGACAGCAUUGCAACUACUUUAACAAUAUCAUAGCAAGAAAUGCCUAAAAUCCUUGCAACAUGAAUCACAUUUUUUGAGAAGAGCUGUUGUGAAAUAUGACAUUUCAGGUCACAGCAAUCCCAAGAACAGCCUGCAAAAUCCUGGAGGGACUGCAAAAUCCUGCAGGGACUGUAACAAAUGUAAAUCUACACACAGUCCCUGAGCCUCUAAAACUGACGCAGGAGGGGUACCAAAAGCAUCAUAUUUUGACGUGUAGGGCCACUUACCAUGCGGCAUUUGACAAGUUGGGAGUGAGAAUGCGUGGCACAUUUAAUUGUUGAAGCUUCAGCUGUAAAUCCAGAGAAAAAAAAUAUACUCAGUAUACCUGCUAAUACAAUGUAUGAGAGUAAGACAUAUUUUGAUGAGCUCAGGGAACACAGUAUAGUAGCAUAUGUGUGAUAGAGUCAGUGAUAGUGAUAGUGGAAUGAUGGUUAUGGACUGUAGUUGACUGUGAUAAGAGCUUGUGAUUGUAUAAGGGGGUUUUCAGGUAACGAAAUUACUCGAGGAUGUGCUGUGAACCAAUCAGUGGUAGGUCUUUGUGCAAUAGUUUGGUUGGUAGAGUGAGUAAAUCCAACCUUGAGUGUCAGGUAUAGGCAGUUCACUCUGGUGAGACAGAUAAUACCCUUUUUAUUGUAUGUCCCCUGCACUGUUGUACUCCUUUUUGCUUUUAUUUUGACCUUUUUUGUUUUUUAAUCUCAUCUCUGUAUCAUACUGUGGCCUUGCAUUGCUUCAUUAGAAAAACAAUCCUUGUGGUAUCUUCUACAUUCUGUAGGGACAGUAGAUGUAAAUGUUUGUACAUUGUACAGCACCUUUAUAAAUACUUGCUGAGUGCUCUUUCGGGGAGAAAAAACAAUAGAGGUAUAUUAAAUCGCUCCAUUAUUUUUUUAUGUAAAAAAACAAAAAAAGAAAAUAUUUAAAAAGAAUUGAAAAGGAUAGACUAUGACCUUGACAUGGUGUUCCGUUCAUGCACUGAGAAAUAAAGUUUUACUGAAAACA